UGUAUCUCAAAUGGGUGCCCUUCAAGCCAUGGUUGUUUGCUUGUUUCUAGUGCGUGCAUGCACAACCAAUGCCCAGGUUGAGCAAUGGAAGUCUGCCACUGCAACAUACUCCAAAGAAACAGAUGCCUCAAUCAUAACUGGUACUUCUUCUGCCUCCUCCUAUAUUCCUCCUCCUCUCUCUACAUUUCUCUAACUCAACUGGGGUUAAAAGUUUUCAAGAGUUUCUUUCUGUUUAAUAUUGCAGAAGGUGCUUGUGGUUAUGGGGACCUUCACAAGAUCAGCUAUGGAAAGUACAGUGCUGGACUCAGUACCAUGUUGUUCAAUAGAGGCAGUACCUGUGGGGGCUGCUUUGAAUUGAGAUGUGUUGAUCACAUCUUGUGGUGUCUCCAGGGGAGCCCAUCUGUUAUCCUCACAGCCACAGACUUUUGUCCACCAAAUUUUGGGCUUCCAACUGAUUAUGGUGGCUGGUGCAAUUUCCCCCAAGAACAUUUUGAGAUGUCCGAAGCCGCCUUUGCUGAAAUUGCAGGGUUACAUGCUGAUAUAGUUCCAGUUCAGUACAGGAGGGUUAAGUGUCACAGAAAUGGAGGAAUGAGAUUUACAGUGAGUGGAAAUUCCCACUACUAUCAAGUCUUAAUCACCAAUGUUGGGUUGGAUGGGGAAGUUGUAGCAGUGAAAGUGAAGGGAUCAAGAACAGGGUGGAUACCCAUGGCAAGGAACUGGGGACAAAUCUGGCAAUGCAAUAUUAACCUUGAAGGACAACCUCUAUCGUUUGAGGUGACAGCCAGCAGUGGAAAAACACUCACCUCCUACAAUGUUGCUUCAGGAAAUUGGAGAUUUGGUCAGACAUUUGAAGGGAAACAGUUCUAGAACUUGGGCAGGGGACAGAAACAAAAAGAAAGGGCUCUUCCAAGCCUAGUUUCUGAAAUUUGGGCAGCAGCUUGAAGCUUACAAUUGUUGAUCAUGAGUUCGUAAGGGCUGAAGCUCUAGACCUUAAAGGCAUGCUCACCCACUCAUUCAAGGUCAAAAGUGGCAUGGAAAGUGGAGAAGAAAGGUGAAGAACUAGGAAUAUGAGGUCCCAAUUUUGUCUUCUUUUGAUAUACUUAGAAGAAAACAUGUAUCAUAAUGGAAUGUGUAAUCAUUAAAAAGUAAAGCUAAAUCUACCUUACCCUCAAAUCUUCUGCUA
Vitis riparia (riverbank grape) is the source of this 1183-nucleotide messenger RNA. RefSeq names its product expansin-A20. The record is from RefSeq and is a predicted model, not a curated record. Gene Ontology annotation, cellular component: extracellular region. Gene Ontology annotation, biological process: plant-type cell wall organization. Bases 85 to 867 code for a protein of 260 amino acids. The transcript has 2 exons. Lineage: Eukaryota; Viridiplantae; Streptophyta; Magnoliopsida; Vitales; Vitaceae.